AUGCCCACCUAUUUCCAUCAUGACGGCGCCUAUCCGACCCCCGAGACGGACAAGAAUGCCGCCCUCCGAUUCUUAGCAAACUAUACCAAGAGGAUUGACAGUGCCGAUUAUAGCACGUCAUAUUUACCCUAUUACCAUCCUAAAGCAGUAUUUCACGAUGCUACCGGUGUGGAUUAUGUUGGUGGUCAAGCUAUCUGGAGCUGGAUAACAAACCUCUUCGCCCCCUUCUCAAAAAUCUACAUGGAAACACGCCACAUCCUAGUAACCAGCCACGAAGACGGCACCCACGAGAUCUUCUGCGAAUGGUAUGCGCAUUUCUGGCCCAAGGGUUCUGAAGGCGACGAGCGCAAGGUGUCGAUUCCUCGCGCUAUGGUUUUUAAGUUAGGGCAUGCUGAGGGAGAUGGAAGUGAUGGGGAGGUGGGCUUUGAGGGGCUGCAGAUUGUGGAUGCGAGGCUGUAUUAUGAUAGGAGUUUGUUGUUGCCUUUGUUGGUUAGGAGUCAGCAGGAAAAGGAGAAGUUUGGGCAUUGA
Glarea lozoyensis ATCC 20868 is the source of this 528-nucleotide messenger RNA. RefSeq names its product NTF2-like protein. Bases 1 to 528 code for a protein of 175 amino acids. The transcript has 2 exons. NCBI's taxonomy places the organism in Eukaryota, Fungi, Ascomycota, Leotiomycetes, Helotiales, Helotiaceae. The record is from RefSeq and is a predicted model, not a curated record.